GCGGGCGGGGGCUGCGCGCUGAAAGGCGGCGGCGCGCGGCCGGGCUCACUCCGGAGCGGGCGGCUGCCUACACUGCCCGGGCUGGAUCCGCGCCGGGGCCGCCAAUGUGCCGCGGGGAGCACCGGGCGUUCACCUCGGCGUUAGGAAUCGCUCCGUCGGGAACGGGAGGAAAAAAAAACACAAACCACAACCCCCGGUGGGAGCCCCCGCGCCUUUGGAGAGCUGCUUCGUGUGAUUCCCCGGCGCUGCCCGGUCCCGCGAGCCGGGUGAACCCUAUAAAUCGGGAUAAACCCCUUUGCAGAAAGGGGCUCGAGUUUGGUUCCCUUCGCCUCGCAAACCGAAGGAGCAUCCCGCAGGCACGGAGGGAGGGCUGAAUUCCCGGGAGAGGAGCAGCAGAGCUGGAUUUUACCCCCGCUCGCCGAGUACGACUUGGAGAUCCAGGAGGGCUUUUUAACAGGGACGGAGGAGCCGGGAGGGCGAGAGGAGCCGGGGCUCCCUGCCCUGCCACCCCUCCUCCCGACGGGGGUAUCCGCGAUCCCUAGCGGCUCCCUUGGAUAUCAGAUUUCAGAUGCAUGCCAGGUUCCCACUGAAUGCCAGAAGUAGAGAUCACUACAGAUGGAGCCCCAGAGUCAACACGGCAGUGGUGGCUCUCUGGUAGUGAUUCAGCAGCCCUCCUUGGACAGCCGGCAACGGUUGGACCAUGACAGAGAGAGCCAGCCAACGACUAUCUUGUCACUGGACCAGAUCAAGGCGAUCAGGGGCAGCAACGAAUACACCGAAGGUCCAUCUGUGGUGAAAAAAUCUGGGCCGCGGACAGCACCGAGGCAAGAGAAGCAUGAAAGGACUCACGAAAUUAUACCAAUUAAUGUGAAUAAUAAUUACGAACACAGACCCAGCCACGUGGGGCAUGUGGCACAUCAGCAUCACACCAGGGCUCCUGUCCUGAGCAGAUCGACCAGCACGGGGAGCGCCGCUAGCUCUGGGAGCAACAGCAGUGCUUCCUCGGAGCAAGGACUGCUUGGUCGAUCCCCUCCAUCCAGGCUGGGCUCAGGCCACAGAUCUGAUCGGACAAUCCGGACGCAGCCCAAGCAGUCGUCUCUGAUUGUAGAUGAUCUGAAGGGUCCUUUGAAAGAGGACUUGACGCAGCACAAGUUUAUCUGCGAACAGUGUGGGAAGUGCAAGUGCGGCGAGUGCACGGCCCCGAGGGCUCUCCCUUCGUGCUUAGCCUGCAACCGGCAGUGCUUGUGCUCUGCCGAGAGCAUGGUGGAGUAUAGCACCUGCAUGUGUUUGGUCAAAGGGAUCUUCUACCACUGCUCCAACGACGAUGAAGGGGACUCUUACGCGGAUAAUCCCUGCUCCUGUUCCCAGUCACACUGCUGUUCUAGGUACCUGUGCAUGGGAGCGAUGUCCUUGUUGCUGCCUUGCUUGCUCUGCUACCCUCCUGCGAAAGGAUGCCUAAAACUCUGUCGAGGGUGUUACGACCGCAUCAAUCGUCCAGGUUGCCGAUGCAAGAACUCCAACACAGUCUAUUGUAAACUGGAGAGCUGCCCCUCACGGGGUCAGGGCAAGCCCUCAUGAUUUUUGGAGGGAGGUUUACUUCCUCCAACUUCAGUUUUUCAGGUUAUAGCUGAUGAUUUUUUCUUUCUCUCCCAUCCCCCAUUUUGGGGGGGAGGGGGGCACUCUGUUCCUUCGCUUUUCUUUCUGUCUCCCCAGCUUCAAAUACACAAAUUCUUCCCUUUGCAUCAUUGCUCUCUUCUUGCUAUUGACUCAGCUGAGUGUGGAGCGUUUUAAGUAGUCAUUGCUGCUCUUUGGUAAGUGUGGACCUGAUCUCUGCAUCUGCCGCUCAUUUUUGGCAGGGUCUUUUGAGUUUGUAACUGAACCACUCCGGAAAGAAGACGGUGAGGGCUCACUGGGCUCUUGAAGCUUCUUGCUCUGUGCAUAUCUUCCCAAAGAUGUUUUCUGUUCUCAGCAAUUUUCUUUUCCUUAACCCCUCAAGUACCAAGGAAGAAUAACUUCCAUGAGUGAGCUGGAUUGUGAAAUGACUUGUGUGUGCUCUUUCUGGAGAGGAAUGUAAAAUAAAGGCUUUACCAAAUGAAAGGCCUGACUCUUCUAUAAGCAGCCUGCUUUUUUUUUUUUUUUUACUUUUUU
This is a messenger RNA of Cuculus canorus (common cuckoo), 2148 nucleotides long. RefSeq names its product sprouty RTK signaling antagonist 1 (gene SPRY1). Gene Ontology annotation, biological process: animal organ development; negative regulation of Ras protein signal transduction; negative regulation of MAP kinase activity. Gene Ontology annotation, cellular component: cytosol; membrane. Lineage: Eukaryota; Metazoa; Chordata; Aves; Cuculiformes; Cuculidae. The record is from RefSeq and is a predicted model, not a curated record. The coding region runs from base 616 to 1578 and encodes 320 amino acids. The transcript has 3 exons.